Molecule: messenger RNA, 8068 nt
Organism: Sander lucioperca (pikeperch)
Lineage: Eukaryota; Metazoa; Chordata; Actinopteri; Perciformes; Percidae
Product: zinc finger protein 462-like
Exons: 11
Coding region: 162-7703 (2513 amino acids)
Biological process (GO): regulation of gene expression
Cellular component (GO): nucleus
Source: RefSeq, a predicted model, not a curated record
GCACACAAGCCAGAGAGAGUUGUAGUCGCGGGAAAAAUGGCGGAAAAUUGUGGUUUCUUCACGUUAUCAUUACCAGCGAUUCAAAACGUUGCAUUUUAAGCCUCAUCCAUUGUCUGCAUGCGUGAGUGUAUCACAGCUCUGGGUUUAGAGAGGAAAGCAAGAUGCAAAAAGAUUCAAUGAACGUUUCCACCUCUGGCCCCAUGACACAGAUUGAAGUUCUUACUCAAGAAUCCCAAAUCAAGUCUCUCAGGUGUAGUCACUGUACACUCCUCUUCAAAUCUAAGGUCUACCUUUUUGAACACCUCCACCAGGUGCAUGGCUUUGAAGUAGAUUCUGCUCUCCGAGAUGCUGGUUUGAAAUGCCCUGGGUCUAACAAAGCCAACACUGAAAACCAUUGCAACAGUUCAGGACAUCAUUUUGAAUGCCAGCACUGUGAUUUUACAGCUUGUAGCCUGGACGUUUUAAACGAACAUGAGAAACAAUGUAACAAAAAUGUUGAAGAUCGGAACGUAAUAGGAAAUCAAAUUAUUUCUGAAAACCCAGAGACCGACAUAAAUGUCAUUUCAGCAAACCAGCACAGUGAAACUGCAGGAGCAAAAGAGAUAUCCUCCAGUUUUUUAGUUAUGUCUACCUCAAAAUCUAAAUGCACACUUAACUCCUCAAAAGAUCUGAAGACAUACAAGAGGCCCUUGCAAACCAUGACCAAGUACUUUGCAGCAGCAUCUGGAUCAAAUGGGAAGUUAGCUGAUGACACAAAGCUUCUAGACAGCACCAAAGGAACCAUACUUUUGCAAGAAUCUCCCUCAAGCCCCAGCCCAAACAGUAGCGGUGUCUUUAAAGUCACUGCCAAACACAACAUGAUUGAUACUGGUGUUUCUCAUCGGUUUUUGCUAACUGAUCACUUCUUAAAUUCUGACAUGAGACCACCAAAGCCCAAGGAACAAUCCAUUGAAACAGUUCCUGACAAUGUUGGCAAAAGGACCAACAAGGAAAGCUCGAAACAUCCUCCUGCUAAAAAAGCAAAGUCAGACAAAAAAGCGACAAAGCUCCCAGAGGACGCAAACGCAAGAAAACAACAAUCAUCAAGCAACGCAGAGUUUUCAUUUGAAGUUAGCGAAGAUGAAGGCGAAAACAAGCUUUGUCUUGUCAAUGGAAACAUGGAAAGCUCAAAGGUUUAUUUUUGUAAGCAUUGUGACUACAGUGAUAUGGACAUCGCAUGCGUGUCUACUCAUUAUCAGAACCACCACCCUUAUGUAAGAUAUAACGCUGCUUACAUUCAGGAUCCAAGUGAUGAGAGUGCUACCUUUCGUUGCCUGCAGUGUCCAGUUGAGUUUGUAAGUGUAGCUUUCCUCAAGAGACACUACUCUGAAAAUCAUCCAGAGGCCCCAAAUGUAUUCACGAUACUAUCACGUGAACUUAAUUUGGUUUUUAAAUGUUUUGUUUGUCCGUUUACCACCAAUGUAUUGAAGGCUUUGAAAGAACAUUACAAGGAAAAUCAUCCAAAGCAUAUAGUGGAUAAUUCCUUGAUGUACUGCAGAUAUUCGGCGACUGGAUGCCAAAAGGGAUCAUCUCAGUCGAAUGCGUGUGAAAAACCACCCAGUCCAGAAAGACAAGGAGGUAUUUCUCCUGAGAGUGCCUGCACACCAUGUAAGGAAGUCCAAAAUGCACCCUCACCCCAACAUCCCACCUCCCCGGGAGCAAACGUGGCCUUGUAUCAUUGCAAUAACUGCAAGUUUAGUCAUAAGUCGGUUGUUGUCAUGCAUGUCCACUACCAAAAAAAACACCCAGGUGAAGAAGUCACAAUAGACAAAAUCAAACAGUCAGCUUGUGUCACAUCGCAUAGAACAUCACAGAUUAUGCCAGUCAAGUCUCCAAACUCUGUGAAAAUAACAGAAAAAUCUGCACCUCAAACGAACAUCUCAGAUUUUUUUAAGAAAGCAAAAGAAAAAGGUGAGCUGUCACAGCGGAAGCAAGCAACAGAAGCUUCUAAGACUCAUUCUGAGUCUCCUAAAACUAAGAAAGUGGACUCUGCAGGGGACCGAAGUAAAAGGAAGAAGUUGCCUACCAAACACAAUAAGGAAGUGUCUGCUAGAAUGGACAGUUUAUCCUGCAGUUCACCAGAUAAAUUGUUUUACUGUCAGUUUUGCAGUUAUUCAAGUACCAAAAUCAAAAGCGUUAUUGGUCAUCAUAAUGCAAAACAUGCUAUGCAUGCACUAACUGGUAUUCAAGAGAUCUUAAUCUAUAGUGCUGAGGUGCAGAAAAAGAAACUUCAAAGUGAAGCUGAGGCCUCAGCAAGUACUACGUCUUCUGAUUCUAAAACUAAUAAACAUGUUGAUGUAUAUAGUGUAAAAGAACUUCAACAUGAAGAGGAUAAGGCAGCAAAUGCUUUGGUGAUGAAGUAUAAUCCUUAUGCAUGUGCAGAAAACUUGUUUUACUGCCAAAAGUGCAACUAUGGAAAUCCAGCUGUAAUUGGAGUAGUGAGCCAUCAAAACCAAGUUCACAGAGACCUUCCUUACAACAGGGAAUGUAUUAUUGAACAUACAGCUAUGAUUCAUGAUGAAAUUGAAAAAUCUAAAACUCAACCAAAGGAGUUGUCCUUUUCAACGUGUCUACCUCUUCCUCUUAUGAAUGAGGGCGAUGAAGAUAUGCUUUUCUGUCACUUUUGCAACUAUAGACAGAGGACUAUGGACUACAUAUUGCGGCAUUACAGCAAAAAACAUCGUGGAUUUGUGGUUAAUAGCGAACACAUCUGUCUGUAUACCUCUAUGGUUCAUGAGAAGACACAGAAAUUGCACCUACAUACAACUGGAAAAAAACAAAAUGUCAAACAUGCAUCCCUAGGGGGAAAAGGAAAUGAAAAAACAAAGAAGCUUGGCAAAUCCUUCUCAGCAUCAGCAUCACCCUCGAUGACAGCCUCACAAACACAGAGGACCCUUCAGUGCCAUAGAUGCCCAUACAGCACUCCAUAUGUAAAUGUUUUGAAGAGGCAUCUAUGGAAAAUCCACAAGGCAAAUAGAUCAGUCACAGAGGUUUUAAGAAUGUGUUUCAAACAAGGAACUUUAAAGGCAGGGUAUCACUGUGACACAUGUGUUUUUUCUCACAAAGAAGCAGCAGCAGUCUAUAAACACUACCAGGCACAACACCCAGGACGUAGACCAAGCCUUGAGUACGUGACUGCUCGGUUGUACGUCGGCGCCGAUACAGGUCCUCCUGAAACGAAGAAACCUCAAAUAAAGCACACCGUUGGUAUUAGUGAUAGUGAUGGCACUGAUGGCAGCUUGCCAUCUCAAAGAUCUGGACAAAAUGGAACCAAGACACAUUCGUGCAGAGCAUGUUCAUUUAAAGAUAGCUCAAUGUCAGGCAUCAUACGCCACUACCAUGCUGUUCAUCCGUGGUCUGUGAAAGAAGACGGCUCUGUCCUGAAUGUCAUCAAGAGGAAGAGACCAAGUGCAAACAGGCAGGCGGAAGACCACAAUGCUAUGCCAGGGUCAUUUGAAUCCUACCAAGAGCCCCUGGAAUUUGACAUGUCACCUGGUUCUCCUAAAGCAACAGCGUCCUCCACAAUGUUCUGGUGCCCUUUCUGUCCUGCAAGAUUUAACAACCAGCACGGUCUCAACGUCCACUGUGGAAUUAAACACCAUGAAGCUGUAACUGAAAAUUCAGAUAAACAGCAAGAGCCGGUCCAAACACGCACGCAUGUCUUUAAGUGUCCACAUUGUACCUACAUCAAUACCCGUUAUCAAGGAAUUCUCACUCACUGCCAGAUGAAGCAUCCUGCCCUCGCAUCCAGGGUGGACAGUCAUCACGUGGAUGAAGCGCGUUUAAACAACGCGGGUGACUGUUUGAAAAUGAAUAGUCCUGGUGGCAAUUUGAGAAAUGGUGGCUACAUGUGUGAAACUUGCCCACAAAUCUGUACAACGCAGAAGAAGCUGAACAAGCACUGCAAGAAGGACCAUACUGAGACUGUGGCAAAAACUGUGCCAAACACACUGAAACCAGCGCCUAAACCAUCGGCUGUGAGUACAAUGAAACCACAUAAGACCCUAAGCAAAAGGGGAUCAGUAUCGCAGGCUUCCUUUUUAAGGAAGAAAACGUAUGCAGCAGUUUCGUGCCAGCACUGCUCUUAUAAGUGCACCACAAAAAUUGCGCUUGGUCGACACUUGCAGGUUCACCACAAGAAUGCAUCAAUGGUAAAGGAUAGCUUCUUAAAAUACUAUGCACCAGUAUACAAGCAGGCCCAUGAGAAGCAACUGGAAAACACUCGUGAGGCAUGUAAAUCUAGCACGACGACAGCGAAAAACAAAAAAUUACUAGUCUACAGGUGUCCAAGUUGUCCCUAUAUCAAUGCAAGCUACCAUGGCAUACUCACUCACUGCCAAAUGAAGCAUCCGGACGUCGUAGCCAGGGCAGAUCAACUUCAAACAGAUGAAAUACUUGUAACCAACAUGGUUAUGUGUUCAACUGGAAAAGCUUCUAAUGAACGAGGUUACAUGUGUAAAAUAUGUCCACUAAUUUAUGCAUCAUUGAAGAAACUGAAAAUCCACUGCGACAGGGACCAUGAUCCGGCUCAGGCAGCAGCUUCGGAACAUUCAGCUGACAUUGAAACUGAGAAGCAACCUGAUCACAGCUGUCAGGGCUCAGCAUUGGAGGCUUCAAAAAGCAAAACCUCAGCAGUGAGCGACACAGAAAUCGGAGUCGGAAACCAGUUGGGCACUCCAGACCCACUUUCAGUACAGAACAAGCAAACGCUGUACAAGUGCCACAUUUGUACCUAUAAAGGAUUCUUCCGCAGAUACCUGCAAAGUCACUACAAAAAGACUCACAAAUUGGACCCACUUGCCAUUUACAAGCUGCUAGAGAAGUACAACAAACGCAAACGACGCAGACCCGGCAAACUGCCUGAAGCUGAAUCUGAGGAAAGUGCACCCAUCAAAUGCAAGAAGUGUCCAGAGUUGAUGUUUGACUCUUCUCAGCUUCUUGCUGCCCACUACAGUAUUUCCCACAGCUCAGAUAGCAUAUUGGACUUCACUGUGUUAUCGCAAGGAUUAAGGAAGGGUAGUACAGGUCUUUACAGGUGUAUCCACUGCAACAAACAAAUGAAUGGAAUCAGAAAGCUGUGGUAUCACCUGGAUUGCCACAGAGAGAGUGAGAGAAAGACGACAAAGGCUGCAAAAACAACAGCAUCACUUGUCAUUACGACAGCACCAGAGGCCAAAUUCAUCAAAGACUGUGGGCAAGAUGAACUUCUCACGUUGGAAACUGUGGAGGAACUGGCCCAGUGGAAUGUGACACAAGUAGAGACCUUAACUUUGCCACCAAGUUCUCUGUCGUCACCUUCGAAACCCACUGAUGUAGAGCAACCACAGCUGGAAUCGAGAGAAGACAAACACCCUUGCAAACAGUGUAGACGGACAUUCAUGUCCCUGAAAGGUUUGCGUUCGCAUGAGCGCAGCCAUGCAGCCGUGGCAGCCAUCAAGAAGCUGAACAAUCUGCCUACCUCAGUAUUAAAGCACAACAUCAACAAAUACGUCCUGUACAAAGUUGGGACUAUAAAGCCUUUCCGAUGUAGCUUCUGUUCCUAUCGGACGACCGUCAUGGGCCUGUGGAGGAGUCAUUUUAUGAAAACACAUCAAGAUGUCAUUUCGGAUCAUGGUGAGACUGACAACCAAGAUGAGGAGAGUGCUCAGAGGGCCGACAAGGAGCUCUUCAGCUUAUCGGAGGAUUUAAACAAUUGGCCUGAACCUGAUGAAGAACCUGAAAUAACUGAAAAAUCACCGUACUUGGAGCCACCAGAUGUGCAGCGACAGUUGAACCACUAUAACUUGAUGGCACAGGCUGAUGCCCCGUCUCAAUCAAAUGUGCAAGAAACCAAGUUACCUGACAGCAGACUUCUUCGAUGUGAGUUAUGCAAUUUCAGUACUGGACACCUGUCUAGUAUGCGACGACACUACCUAAAUCGGCAUGGAAAGAAGAUCCUCAGGUGUAAGGACUGCGACUUUUUCACAGGUUUAAGGAAAACCAUGGAAAUGCACAUGGAGACAGGUCACUCUACAUGCCAGUCAGAACCCACUCAUCAGAAAGACCUCCGCUGCCCUUUCUGCCUCUACCAGACCAAGAACAAGAAUAACAUGAUCGAUCACAUCGUCUUGCAUCGCGAGGAACGUGUUGUGCCAAUAGAGGUGCGUCGCUCGAAGCUGUCGCGUUACCUUCAAGGCAUCGUCUUCCGCUGUCACAAAUGCACUUUCACAAGCGGAAGUGCUGACAACCUGCGUUUGCACAUGACGAGGCAUGAUGACAUCAAACCCUACAAGUGUCGGCUGUGCUACUUCGACUGCACUCGGCUGAGCGACUUGGAGGCACACCUGAGUGAUAAACAUCAGGUUGUGAGGAAUCAUGAGCUUGUGGGUCAGGUCAGCCUUGAACAGCUACAAGCAAGGGUUGAUAGGAUGCCGGUAGAGGAACCUUCGUCUAACUUGGAGCACCACUACAAUGUCAGUGAGGAUGUAGAAACAGAAGAGUUUGUCACUGACUGUGAUGAAGUUCCGCAUGAGACACAAGCUCAGAACCCGGCAGAAAAUAACAUGAGGGAGAAAGUUACACUACAGAGCAAGGAAGCAUAUCAGAAAAAAGGCCAGGACCGAAGGAAAGAAGAAAGCCCUGCCAAGAGCUCUGUGUUGGACCUUCAGUAUGAAAACACAAAACCAAACACUUCUGUCCAAGAGAAGCAUGAGCAAGAACCACAACAACAAGAUGUUGUGGUCUUGCCAGCACAACCAGAUAUUGAGGACAGCAGCAUAACGUUCACACAACAAAAGGUGGAGGCAGCUGAUAAGAGCUCACCAACAUUUGGUAAAAUAGCUAAAGAAGUACAGGCCCACAAGCCACAUAAUAAAAAUCUGGAGCAUAAAACGUUGAGCAUCGAGGCUAGGGUAGAAGAUGAUAUACUUCGCAAUAUCCGACUGCUGGAUGAGGAUGGCAGGAUCAACAACACACACAAGAAGGCAGAUCAGGAUAGAACGGUUAAGACAGAGGACAUUGAGACUGAAGUUGUAGAUUGUGUUCGAAAUGAGAUGAUAUUACUGGAUGAAAAGGGCAGCAUCAUUUUGGCCCACAACCCAAAAAAUCAAGUUAAUACGGAGGUCAUUUCAGCCUUUGCAAAGAAAGAACAUAUACAGGCAAAUAACAGCACGGCUCAAGAAAGUUUUACAGUUAAAAGGCAUUUGUCAACCCCUCCGCCCACCUGUGAACUACAUAUGAUAGGGCAUAAGGAGAGCUUAGGUGUCUCAUUUACAAACUGCAAAAAAGAACAACUACACAAUCUGAUAAUCAGUAAGGAGGUAAGAGACCCCUAUCAAGAAAUGCCUGUACUUGAGAAUGAAUAUCUCAAAGAAGAAAUGCAGCCUCAUGGUUGUUGCAAGAUGGAAGAUCAGAUUGAUCAUGUAAAGCGAAAUCAGGACAAAGAAGACGAGAUGAUCACUGAAGACGAUGAGAACAAAUGCCCAAAUCAGAAACAUGAGGGUGACGUGAUGAAGGAAGCUGGUAAUCCACAUGUGCCCAAAGGUGCACUCACAGUCACAGAUGGAGCUGGUGAAGUCCUGUGCCCAGCAGCUACUGAAGACAAACUGUUUACCUGUGAGUUUUGUGGACGAAACCUCAUGAACGGCUCUGAACUGCAGCGUCACAUCAUGCGACAUGGAAUAUAACGUUUUUCUUUAUGUUGUGGAUGGAUAUUUGGUGUGGGAUGGGAAGCUAGAUUUUACUUUUUUAAUAAACCAUCAUCUUCUCUCUAACUGUACUCUUUAAAUCUGGACAACCUGGUUACGAACUAAAAUGUUUUGUAGAUUUUAAACCUUUUCUAAUAAAACGUUUUUAUUGUACAGCUGCUAUGUAGGAUUUAAUUUGUUGUGUUCAGCAAAUACAACUUUAGAGCCAAGAUGGUUGAUCUUAUUGCUGUUUAAAGAUCAUGUAUAUUCAUGGAUAACUAAUGCAAAGAUCCUCUUUUUUUCUAUUCAUGUUUUGUGAAAGGAGAUGCUAAUCAUUCAUACUGUAAAACAUGCAAAAAACUUUA